Ostrinia nubilalis (European corn borer) is the source of this 845-nucleotide messenger RNA. RefSeq lists its product as uncharacterized. NCBI's taxonomy places the organism in Eukaryota, Metazoa, Arthropoda, Insecta, Lepidoptera, Crambidae. The record is from RefSeq and is a predicted model, not a curated record. Bases 130 to 804 code for a protein of 224 amino acids. Gene Ontology annotation, molecular function: DNA binding. Gene Ontology annotation, biological process: regulation of transcription by RNA polymerase II. Gene Ontology annotation, cellular component: transcription regulator complex; nucleus. The transcript is spliced from 2 exons.
CAGUCACCGCCAUUAACAAGGGAAUAGAAACACCCAAUUCCAUUUUCAAAAAUUCAAAUAACGAAUCCGUUUUCUUUUUUUUGUGAAGUUUUAAAAAAAGUCAAAAUUCUACCAAAAAGUCUUCUUGCUAUGAAGGAUGACAUCAAUUUCUCCAUACUACUUAUUAAGGAGAUCGAACUCAACCCGUGCUUGUACGACUUAUCGCACCCUAAUUACAAUGUCAACUGGCAAGAAAAAGAAGCGAUUUGGACACAAAUUGGAACGAAGCUGGGAGAGUCAGGAACCGAUUGCAAAAACAAAUGGAAAGUGAUAAGAACCAACUACAUUCGCAGCAUGAUCAUGAAAGCCAAAGGUGCCACCAACCACAAAAAAGACUACUACCUGUCCCCUCACUUGAGUUUUCUUAACCCUUUCGUCAAGCAAAAAUUCAUGCCCAACCCUAAUGAAGACUCCAUGGACUCUAUAAUUCUCGACGACAACGAAAACCAGCUUAAAGUGACGAACACGAACAUCCCACCGAUCGAACACAAUAACGGCAAAAGAAACAUCUCUGAAGUGCACAAAGAAGAUACGCAAAAUCUGAAAAAGGCGAAAAAAGAAUAUCAGUAUCCAGUUGACCACUUCAUUGUGAAGAGGGCAAAAGAUGAAUAUGAGGAUCAGAUGGCAAUACACAAGGAACCCAGUGAGAUGUACCUCUUGAGUCUCGCACCCCAUAUCAAAACCAUGACUCCUCGACAGCAGUUGAAAUUCCAAAUUGGCGUCGCUGAACUCAUAGACAACAUCAAAUACGGGGAUAUGACUUAAGAUGUUUUUCGAUUCGAAAAAAGAACUGUCAAAAUAGAUGU